Messenger RNA from Venustampulla echinocandica, 543 nucleotides. Its product is annotated as Mitochondrial cytochrome c oxidase subunit IV. Gene Ontology annotation, biological process: mitochondrial electron transport, cytochrome c to oxygen. The coding region runs from base 1 to 543 and encodes 180 amino acids. The record is from RefSeq and is a predicted model, not a curated record. The transcript is spliced from 3 exons. Lineage: Eukaryota; Fungi; Ascomycota; Leotiomycetes; Helotiales; Pleuroascaceae.
AUGUUCCGCACCUCCUUGAUCCGAAGCUCGAUUUCGGCGCGAGCGGCCAUCGUACGACCGGCCAACGUUCAAGCGGCGCGGAGAGUGGGUGUCGAGCAGCUACAGAAGAGACAAGCACACGCUGUCUCGAGCCCAACGCUCGCGGAUAUCGAGAAGAGAUGGGAUGGAAUGCCACCGCAGGAGCAGGCCGAGUUGUGGAUGGAGCUGCGCGAUCGCAUGAAGACUGAGUGGACUCAGCUGACGCUACAGGAGAAGAAGGCUGCUUAUUACAUCGCCUUCGGUAACCACGGUCCCCGUGCCCUCCCCCCUCCAGAUGAGGGCUGGAAAGUUGCUGGAUACACGGCUGCCGCCUGUAUUGUCAGCACGAUUAUCUUCGUGAUAAUCCGUGCCUUUGGUAGCCCAGAACCACACACUAUGAGCAAGGAGUGGCAAGAGGCUUCCAACGAAUACUUGCGGGCACAAAAUUCCGAGCCCAUCUCCGGUCUCUCGUCCGAAGGCUACACUGGCAAGGGAAUGGUACAGAGUCCCCCAAAUAAGAAGUAA